AUGAGUUUGCGCGACCUUCACCCUGCAUCUUGGUAAGCAAUUAUCUCGAUUUUCUUGGCCUAUCUCUAAGUCAACUAGUUUCGACUUCUGGGCUCCAAGAAGUGAUGAUUGACGUCUUUAGGCCACAAUUAGGUGGGUCAUCCGAGUCUAGAUUCCCAAAUAAGUUAACAGCUCGGUCACUCACUAAAAAUAGCAUCUCGACUUCAUGUGACAAACUGUAUUUCUGAGUCAAUUAUCUCUGACUUCCGGGCUCGAAAUGAUGAUUGGCAUCUUUAGGGGACAACUAAUCGGAUAUUCCAGGAGCAGACUAUCACUGUAGAAUCUGUUUCAGUUAGUUCUGACUCCGCCCAAUGGUAGGUCACAUGUUCUACCUAGUCAACGUUCAUCCUUGGGGCUAAAUAUAUAUAUCAUUCAUGGUUUCUCAGGUAUUCGGUGGCAUGGUAUCCGAUCUAUCGGAUUCCCCAAGGAGCCUUCCGCGCGUCGUUCUUGACCUACCACUCUCUGGGGCACGCGGCGCAGAGACGGAGAACGCCGCCGGGAGGCUCGCCGGUGGGCGGCGGCGGCGGCGGCGACGGCUGCAUCGUCUCCCCCCCGCUGGGCAUGGAGAGCUACAACGCGCAGGUACGACGACGACGACGAAGAUUUCUCAGAGGUUUUUUUUCCCUCAUUUAUUUACAGAGGGGAGUUGGGCUGGAUCGAUGGGAUCUUCUCCACAGGGCGAAGGCUGGCUUGAGCCCAGGGAGGGAGCCGCCAGCGGGGCCCUCGAGGGUCGGCUGGGCGCCAUGGGAAGGGCGGCGUCGGUCUUCUCCCGAGGGACCGUCCGCAGGGGCCCCGCCCAGGUGAGGAACAACCACCCUGACUACGAAUUCUUCCUCUCCCGGAAAUAA
Spirodela intermedia is the source of this 887-nucleotide messenger RNA. The record is from the annotation of a GenBank genome assembly. Lineage: Eukaryota; Viridiplantae; Streptophyta; Magnoliopsida; Alismatales; Araceae.